CAAAAGUCAAACCCACGACCUCUCUCCGGAAACUUUUUACGGUUUCUUCUUCCUCGCUCGGGCUCGCCGUGGGCAUUCCCGAAACACCUCUCGAGGGACGAAGCCAUCAGCUCGAUGUCGACGCGCUUGCGGACCCAAUCCACGCUCUUCGCCUACAGCGGCUGCAGCCCGGAUGCGUCGCGCGCGCGGAAGCGGUAUGGGGUCCCGACUCUGCCGCGGAACUCGCUUCUUUCGGCCUCGGUGUUUGCGGCGUCGCUGGUUCCGGUCUGUUCAGUUCAUAGCAGAAGACACGGCUCGAGCAAAUGUAAGUCAGGGGAUUUCUCGGAGCCUCUCGAGCCAGAGACGGGCUGGGAGUCGCCGGCUGAAUCGAUACAGCCAUCUGUGCCUAGGGACCAGUUUUCUAUCGUGGAGGUCUUAAAGAAUUCAAAUUCUUUUCUGCCUCAUGUCGUACUCGCGAGUACGUUGCUGGCUCUUAUAUAUCCGCCGUCCUUCACUUGGUUCACCAACAGGUACUAUGCACCUGCACUCGGGUUUCUGAUGUUUGCUGUGGGGGUUAAUUCCAGCGAGAGGGACUUUCUCGAGGCGUUUAAGAGACCAGCUGCUAUUUUUGCUGGCUAUAUUGGCCAGUACAUUGUGAAGCCUCUUCUUGGUUAUUUCUUUGGCAUGAUGUCCGUAACAAUGUUUUCGCUCCCAACGUCCAUUGGUGCUGGGAUUAUGCUGGUGUCUUGUGUGAGCGGGGCUCAGCUUUCUAAUUAUGCUACAUUUCUGACUGACCCAUCAAUGGCUCCUCUGAGUAUUGUCAUGACAUCAUUAUCUACCGCUACGGCUGUUUUUGUGACCCCUUUACUGUCACUUCUUCUCAUUCGCAAAAGAUUGCCCGUCGACGUGAAAGGAAUGGUUUCCAGCAUUUUGCAGAUUGUCGUCACACCCAUCACUGCAGGGCUGCUUCUGAAUAGGUUCUUCCCUUGGAUUUGCAAUGCCAUACGACCACUUUUGCCGCCGCUCUCCGUCUUUGUGACAGCUCUAGGCGUUGGAGCACCUCUUGCAAUAAAUGUCGAUUCCAUCAUGUCUUCAUUUGGUUUGAUGAUCUUGUUACUCAUAAUUGCAUUUCAUCUGUCCGCAUUCGUCAUUGGAUACUUCCUUCCUGGUUUUUUCUUCCAAAAGGCUCCUGAUGUAAAAGCAUUGCAAAGAACACUAUCCUUUGAGACAGGAAUGCAGAGCAGCCUUCUUGCGCUCGCUCUAGCAAACAGAUUCUUUCAAGAUCCACUAGUGGCUGUGCCUCCAGCUAUCUCUACUGUGAUGAUGUCCUUGAUGGGCUUCUCCCUCGUCAUGGUUUGGGCUCGGGGAAGGGCGACCGGCCAGUGAAGCAGAUCUUCCUCGGAAAAUUUCACCAUGAUUUCGUCUUUGUUCCUCCACUUUGCGGGCUUGGAUGGCAAUCUCAUCGACUUUUCGAGCUUGCGCAUAGGCAAAAGACGUACGGAUAAAUAACUGAGUGCAAUAUGAAAGUAAUGAUACUUGGGUAUUCUUACCCCUAGAUUCUUUGAAGAACUUAAUUGACGGAAUUCCAACAUCUCUAAUAAGCAUUCAAGGCAUAACUAGACAA
Messenger RNA from Eucalyptus grandis, 1603 nucleotides. RefSeq names its product probable sodium/metabolite cotransporter BASS5, chloroplastic. Bases 115 to 1365 code for a protein of 416 amino acids. Gene Ontology annotation, cellular component: membrane. The transcript is spliced from 9 exons. The record is from RefSeq and is a predicted model, not a curated record. Lineage: Eukaryota; Viridiplantae; Streptophyta; Magnoliopsida; Myrtales; Myrtaceae.